Molecule: messenger RNA, 249 nt
Organism: Elephantulus edwardii (Cape elephant shrew)
Lineage: Eukaryota; Metazoa; Chordata; Mammalia; Macroscelidea; Macroscelididae
Product: DPH3 homolog
Exons: 1
Coding region: 1-249 (82 amino acids)
Biological process (GO): protein histidyl modification to diphthamide
Molecular function (GO): metal ion binding
Source: RefSeq, a predicted model, not a curated record
AUGGCUGUGUUUCACGACGAGGUGGAGAUCGAGGACUUCCAGUAUGACGAGGACUCGGAGUCGUACUUCUACCCCUGCCCGUGCGGUGACAACUUCUGUAUCACCAAGGAGGAUUUGGAGAAUGGAGAAGAGGUGGCGACGUGUCCCAGCUGCUCUCUCGUUAUAAAAGUGAUCUAUGACAAAGACCAGUUUAUGUGCGGCGAGACAGUCCCGGCCCCUUCAGCCAACACAGAAUUAGUUAAAUGCUGA